GCAGAGCUAAUAUGGUCGCCAGCGAUGGACUCUGUCAGGCCAGGAAGCCCUUACCAGCCCGUAAUUGAAGCAUUAGGAAACUAUCCACAAAAGAAGUUCUACAAUGUCUCAAAGCUUGGAGGCGCCAAGUAUGAUACUCUGCCUUAUUCCAUACGAGUGUUGUUUGAAUCCAGUAUCCGUAACUGUGAUGGCUUCCUAGUGAAAGAAACAGAUGCUAUGAACAUCUUAGACUGGAAAACAAAACAGAAUAAUGUUGAAGUGCCCUUCUGUCCUGCCAGAGUUGUUCUUCAAGACUUUACUGGAAUUCCAGCAAUGGUGGAUUUUGCUGCCAUGAGGGAAGCUGUGAGAAAUGCUGGAGGAGACCCUGUGAAAGUCAAUCCUGCCUGCCCGACUGAUCUCACUGUUGACCAUUCUCUGCAGAUUGAUUUCAGCAAAUGUGCAAUACAGAAUGCUCCGAAUCCUGGAGGUGGUGAUUCACAGAAGCCGAUGGCAAAGCUUUCUCCACUUAAAGCACAGCCUCGGAAGCUACCUUGCAGGGGUCAGACUGGCUGCAAGGGGCCGUGUAGCGCUGGAGAUUCGAGUCGCAACUCAGGACAAUUUUCUGCGCAGAUUGAGAACACACCUAUCCUCUGUCCUUUCCAUCUUCAGCCGGUGCCUGAGCCAGAGACAGUGUUGAAAAAUCAAGAGAUGGAAUUUGGCAGAAAUAGAGAGAGGCUUCAAUUUUUUAAGUGGAGUUCAAAGGUUUUCAAGAAUAUUUCCAUAAUUCCACCUGAGACUGGAAUGGCGCACCAAGUUAACUUGGAAUAUUUGUCAAGAGUUGUUUUUGAAGUUAAAGAUUUCCUAUAUCCAGAUAGCGUGGUUGGCACAGAUUCUCAUACAACCAUGGUAAAUGGCUUGGGUAUCUUGGGCUGGGGUGUUGGGGGGAUUGAAACAGAAGCAGUGAUGCUGGGGAUGCCAGUUACUCUCACUUUGCCUGAGGUGGUUGGGUGUGAACUGACAGGCACAGCCAGCUCACUUGCUACAUCCAUAGAUAUUGUCCUAAGCAUUACAAAGCAUCUUAGGCAAGCUGAUGUCGCUGGAAAAUUUGUUGAGUUUUUUGGGAGUGGAGUUUCCCAGCUGUCUGUAGCAGACCGAACCACAAUAGCAAAUAUGUGUCCUGAAUAUGGUGCUAUGCUGAGCUUUUUCCCUGUUGAUAAUGUGACAUUGAAGCACUUAAAGCAUACAGGUUUUGAUAAGGCCAAGCUUGAGGUCAUGGAAGCAUAUCUUAAAGCUGUGAAGUUAUUUAGGAAUGAUGACAGUUCUUCCAGGGAACCUGAGUAUUCCCAGGUAGUGCAAAUUAGUCUAAGUUCUAUUAUUCCAUAUGUCAGUGGCCCCAAGAGGUCCCAAGAUAGAGUGGCUGUUAAUAACAUGAAAAGUGACUUCCAAGCCUGCUUAAAUGAAAAGUCUGGUGUUAAAGGGUUUCAGAUUGCAGUUGAGAAACAGAAUGACAUUGUACCUGUUCAGUAUGAAGGAAAUGAAUACAAGCUAUCUCAUGGCUGCAUUGUCAUUGCUGCAGUAAUCAGCUGUACAAAUAAUUGUAAUCCUUCCGUCAUGCUUGCUGCAGGACUCCUGGCCAAAAAAGCUGUUGAAGCUGGCCUAGUGGUUAAGCCCUACAUAAGAACAAGUUUAUCACCAGGCAGUGGAAUGGUUACACAUUACCUCAGUUCAAGUGGAGUAUUACCAUACCUCAGUAAGCUUGGGUUUGAGGUUGUCGGUUAUGGGUGUUCAACCUGUGUUGGAAACACUGCCCCUUUGCCAGAAGCCAUCAGGAAUGCAAUAAAACAGGGUGAUAUAAUUGCCUGUGGAGUAUUGUCUGGAACAAAGAACUUUGAAGGACGUCUCUGUGACUGUGUCCGUGCCAACUACCUUGCUUCUCCACCUCUAGUAGUUGCUUAUGCUAUUGCAGGCACUGUUAGAAUAGACUUUGAAACUGAGCCUUUGGGGACUGGCUUUAAUGGCAAAAGUAUUUACUUACGAGAUAUUUGGCCCACCCGAAGAGAACUCCACACAGUGGAAGAAGAGUGUGUGAUAUCAUCCAUGUUUAAGGAGUUGAAAGAAAAAAUGGAGAAAGGAAACAAACGAUGGAAUUUACUGGAAGCACCUGAGUCAACUUUAUUUCCCUGGGAUUUAAAGUCUACUUAUAUCAGAUGUCCUUCCUUUUUUGAUAAACUUGCCAGAGAACCGGUUUCACCACAACCGAUUGAAAAUGCCCAUGUCUUGCUCUAUUUGGGAGAUUCUGUAACUACAGAUCACAUAUCCCCUGCUGGAAGCAUUGCAAGGAGUAGUGCUGCUGCUAAGUAUCUGACCAACAAAGGACUCACACCUCGUGAGUUCAACUCUUAUGGAGCUCGAAGAGGUAAUGAUGCUGUGAUGACAAGAGGUACCUUUGCAAAUAUCAAGCUUCUGAAUAAGUUCAUAGGAAAACCAGCUCCUAAAACAAUUCACUUCCCAUCAGGACAAACGCUAGAUGUAUUUGAAGCAGCGGAGCUGUACCAGAAAGAAGGCAUCCCUGUAAUUAUUCUAGCAGGAAAGAAAUAUGGACUGGGUAGCUCAAGAGACUGGGCUGCAAAAGGGCCUUUUUUACUGGGUGUUAAAGCUGUCCUAGCUGAAAGCUAUGAGAAGGUUCAUAGGAGUCAGUUGAUUGGAAUCGGCAUAGCUCCACUUCAGUUUCUUCCUGGGGAAAAUCCAAGUACUUUGGGUCUCACUGGCAGAGAGCAAUUUUCUAUAUUGUUCCCUCCAGAGCUGUCACCCGGAAUGACUUUGGAUAUUAAGACAAGCACUGGAAAAGUAUUCAGCGUGAUUGCCUUGUUUGAAAACGAUAUGGAGAUAACUUUAUACAAGUAUGGUGGAAGUCUAAACUUUGUGGCUCGAAGAUUCUUAUAGUAGCUACUGACUACAUGGGUACCUUGCAUAACUGGUAAUUCUGAAAAUGCCUUGUGUGAACCCAGGAAUCUGUACUGUGGAACUGCAAACAGUCCUAGUGUGCUCAAAGUUACUUCGUCCAUGGAUGUAAAAGAUUGUGAAUCAUUGUAACUGCAACAAGAUCCUUCCUGAUUUUAAAUAAUAUUCUAAUGGUGCUAUUAAACAUUGCUAAAAUCAACAUGUGUAUUGUGGCAGAGAGCUGUAAGUAUGGAGGAGAUGUUUUAUCAGACCAUUUUGUAAAUAAACUAUGCGAAAUCUGAAACUGAUUGUGCUGAAGAUUAUUAUGUAAGAAGAUUUUCUGCAGUUGUUUCCACUCGGUUUUUGCACCUGUAAAUCUGUGUACUGCUGUUUGUUGGUUUAAGGGUAGCAGAUGGCAUGGAAUGUUAACAGCCAACCAGAUUUUUUUUUUUUUUUUUUUGCAUCCAGAGCUUAAAACAGAUAUUCAGGUUUGAAUUUCUUGCUCUUUAGGUUAUGGACUGAACAAAAGGCAGUCCACAUGAGGCCCAUGGUAUCCUUUAUCACAGAUCAUGACUUUCUUACCUUUAUUAUGGGAUUAUAUUUCAUCUGGAUCCAGAUUUUAAACUGCUCACGCUAUGAAAUACUGUGUGCUUAGAAGUAUGGGAAACAUCUCUGUAUUUAAAAAAAUGCUCGCAAUUAUUUUGUUCAUGCAGGUUAAGUGUAGCGCCCCAGCUUUUUGGCAAGCUGCAGUGUCCUUUGAUUGAAGUUUGUCGUAUCUACUUCAAGGGAUGCAGUUUGUCAUUUACGACAUCAGUUUUUACUGUACUGUCUGCGAUGCCAUUAGACAAAGUACCUCCCCUUAGUAUUUUAACCUUUAAAAAUCUUUAAAAACAUUCAUUAGGACUGUUUAAAUUCCUCUGCUUUAAAUAUGACCUAUGUCUAAUAAGUUAUACUGACUUGUCUAAAUGUUAAAUAGCCGAGGUAGCCAUACCGCCUUUUAAUGCUUUCUAAUACGCUGUUAGUUUACAGCUCUUCCAAACAAGCAUCAAAUUCCCCUGCUGAAGAUCCCAGAAUACUGAACAAAUCUGGCUCUUACACCAUUGCAACUUCUAUAAAUUUAAUUGUCAGCACAUUGAUGGUAAAAAACCCUGUUCUGUAUUUAAUAUUAACAGAAGACGCACAGUUUCUGCAAAAGUGCUUGUUUUACCACUUAACUAAGCAUUGAUAGCUUCUAAUCUGUGCAAGCGACUCUUCAGCUUCAAGAUGCUAUUUCUGUGCUCCUGUAUGUUGAAAAGCUUCAUAAUACUGCUUAUGGUUUAUGUAGAGAUUAAUUUCUUUUGGAGAACAAAACUGCAAUAACUUGCCUAUAAAUUGUCAAGAUUUUGCUUUAAGAUUUUUUGCUCUUGAUAAGCAUUGUCUUAAAUAUCAAAACUUUCAAGAGGACUAUAUUAGCUUUACUACAUGUGCUUUCAAUUUAUAACCAGACACUAAGCUAGUAGACUUGCAAACUAACAGAUGCACUGUUCAAAUCUUUAAAUAGUAUGUUUCUGACAUUCCUUUAACAAAAAAAAAAAACACAUAAAGAAACGCCUGGCAUAAUUAUAUCAUUACAAUAUAUUAAUUUUUUGACAGUUCAAAUGUCAAAUUAGACUUCACUGGCAUAACUUUGAUACACCUUUUCUUAUUUUAUUGGACAAAUUUCCCUAAAGUUUGAAAUUCUGUAUAAUCUGUUUUUAUAUUUCACUAGUUUUGCUGUGGUUUUCUUUUAGUCAAGAUAAAAACCAUUCUGGUGACUCCUACCACUGAUAUGGGUGAUAAAUCAAUGCAUUUUUGAAUACUAUAUUCAGCUGAAUGCUGAAUGAGUUUCUGUUCUGUGAUACACUUUUGCUAAUUUUAUCCAGAGUUAUUGAGCAGAUCUUAUUUCUUGUGCAACACUGUCUAAUACUGUUUUUUCCCAGCUCAAAGGUAUAUUCUUGAUUUAGUUCGAGAAAAUGCAUGUUCAUUAUUGGGGAGCAAAUAGGAAUUUAGUACUGGCACAUAAUGAUGCCUCGUGCAGGUGAUAAAUAAAGACACAACUACAAGCCUGUUUAAAACUUGUGUAACUGCUAAUGCUUGAAUGGAACGUAGCCUCCCACCCUCUCUAGUGCAGUAACACACUCCUUGCUUCAGGAGCAGACAGUGAUCCAAGCCAUGUCAAGGUAAACCAGUAUUGUGAAGUUAAGUGCAAUUUCAAGGGAUGUGACUUAUCCGCAAGUUGUCACCAAUAAAGCUAGUCAUCUCUUCUAAGAGACAUGAUGGGUUUCAUUACCAUAGCAACUACUUUAAUUCUGCUGCACUCCUAUGUCUUAAAAUCAAUGAAAGCUUUUGAGCUGUGCUUUGGCACAGUUGCUCUUGAACUUCAGGCUCCUGCUGGUGUUGCUGCAGUGGGUCCAGCCCUAAAUAUGCCGAAGUCAAUAGCAUCUUUGUGAGUUGUGCAGACUGACUCCUACUCUUAAGAGCUAUAUGCCUGAAGUGUAGUGGGUGCUGCGAGGAACAGCACUGCUUAUGUACCCAUCUCCUGCUUCUGAUGUGGUAGCGAACUGCUGGCGAAGAUAACACUUGCCUGAUUAUCCAUGGUAAUGUGCCUGUCCCCUCUCCCUCGUGCAGCAGUGAAUGUUGUAAAGCCCAGUUCAACAGCCCAGCGGCAAAGGGAAGACAUUUAACUUUGGACACACUGCUAGGAUCCUAUGAGCUUUAGAUGGGCAAGAGUGACACCUGCUUUCUGGCAGUGGCAGGAUACGGUACAGUCAGAGGACUGCUGUGAUCACACACUAAAAACCAUUGUUCAAUUACACCUCUUUGUAGUAUCUUAAAGCAUAGGAGGAAAUGUACCUUUUUGAAGAGGUGACUCAGUGUGUUAGAUGUAUUUAACUUAGACUUCUCUCUCCAUUUUGAUUUGGGGGAAGAAUCUCUUCCAAUUUUUCUAAAUGUUUUCUCUCCUUGAGCCCCUCUUCCCCCCCCCCCAAACUACAAAGCUUUGGGAUAGUGUUGAUGUUUAUACAUUUUACACCUAAGUGUAUGAAACUAUGUAUAUUAAUCAUAUUUAAGCAACUGCAAAUCAAUGUCUGCUGUUUAAAGCCAACAGAACAGUGUAAGUUUUAAGUUCCGUAAGUAUUGUAUAGAUAUAUCUUAAGUUCAAUUGAUGACAAUUGUGCAUAAAAUGUUACUGAUGCUGUAAAUUAUUUUUAAUAAAGAAAAUUGUAUCACA
This is a messenger RNA of Gymnogyps californianus (California condor), 6166 nucleotides long. RefSeq names its product iron responsive element binding protein 2 (gene IREB2). NCBI's taxonomy places the organism in Eukaryota, Metazoa, Chordata, Aves, Accipitriformes, Cathartidae. Gene Ontology annotation, biological process: citrate metabolic process; tricarboxylic acid cycle. Bases 25 to 2922 code for a protein of 965 amino acids. The transcript is spliced from 22 exons. Gene Ontology annotation, molecular function: 4 iron, 4 sulfur cluster binding; aconitate hydratase activity; iron-responsive element binding. The record is from RefSeq and is a predicted model, not a curated record. Gene Ontology annotation, cellular component: cytosol; mitochondrion.